Perkinsus marinus ATCC 50983 is the source of this 306-nucleotide messenger RNA. RefSeq lists its product as hypothetical. Gene Ontology annotation, molecular function: O-phosphoseryl-tRNA(Sec) selenium transferase activity; tRNA binding. The annotation marks the transcript as partial. The transcript is spliced from 2 exons. Gene Ontology annotation, biological process: conversion of seryl-tRNAsec to selenocys-tRNAsec; selenocysteine incorporation. NCBI's taxonomy places the organism in Eukaryota, Perkinsozoa, Perkinsida, Perkinsidae. The record is from RefSeq and is a predicted model, not a curated record.
UGCUUAUCCUUAUUCCCGACUGGAAAGCCUCCGAGGUUUAGAUACGUAGUGUGGUCCCGGAUCGAUCAGAAGAGCUGCUUGAAGGCUAUGCAACUUGCAGGGUUAGAGGUGGUCAGCGUUGAUCAGAAACAAUCAGACUCGGAGACAGAGCAAGGCCUUGUUACUGAUGUUGAUGCCAUACGGGAAAAGGUUGACUACCUUGGAGGAGCUGAUUCAGUGGUUGCUAUUAUCGGGACCACAUCGACGUUCGCUCCUCGCAGUCCUGAUGAUAUCCCUGCGCUGGGCAAAAUCGCUAAGGAACUCGAC